Bradysia coprophila is the source of this 740-nucleotide messenger RNA. It is a transcript of the gene Mpp6, whose product is annotated as M-phase phosphoprotein 6. Gene Ontology annotation, biological process: maturation of 5.8S rRNA. NCBI's taxonomy places the organism in Eukaryota, Metazoa, Arthropoda, Insecta, Diptera, Sciaridae. The record is from RefSeq and is a predicted model, not a curated record.
AAUCUGAGAACACAACACAUGUCACAAAACGUCAAAGCACUUCCUUCAACAAAAUAUUUUGUUAUUGUUCCACACCAUCUCAACCGACCUAUUAGCUUAAAAAUCACACAGAAAUCAACGCAACUGCAGCGAUGGCAACAAAAAGUAGACUUUCGAAAUCCAUUUUGGACAUGAAAUUUAUGAAACGGACCAAAGAAAAGGUGAUCAAAGAAGAGGACGAUGCCGAAGGUCGAGCCAUGUAUUUGAGCGAAAUGACCGACAAAAUGUUGACGGGAAAUUCACAGUUCAUAAUCGAGCCCAGCUACGUGCCAUGCGAGAAUUUGAAAGACGGACGAAUCAGCUUCAGAGGAAUGAAUCCGGAAAUUGAACGGUUACUCGAAUUGGAAGAGCAGGAGAGACAGUCGAAAGCCGAUGUGGAUGUGAAGAAGGAUGUUACCGAUACAGAAAUGAGCAACUACUAUGGCAAUGUUGUGAAGACCAUGCAGAGGAAAUUCGAACCGAAGGUGAAACGGAAAAUGGUAUUGCCGGAACCGGUCAACACAACGUACAAACGAACGAAAGCAGGUGGUCAGCAUCAGAAGCAAGGGUUUAUCAAACCGAAUACGGAUGACUAGUAGAUUGACGCGUUUGGUCUUUUUCUUUUUGGCGAAAGAGAAUGGAGCAAACAAUUUGGUUGGUUAAGAAAUUCAUUUAUUGAUUCUCGUUUUCAAUAAACCACAAAACUGAAGUUUUUACAAAAA